AUCUUAGCUGUGGACAGAGAAGCGGCAACUUCGGAAGUGUGGCGGCGCUGUCUAAAUGCUGAGGCUGGGCGGCCGUGGGCUCUUGCUGGGGCUGGCUGUAGCGGCAGCAGCGGUGAUGGUAUCACGGCUGAUGGGCUGGUGGGGUCCCCGCGCUGGCUUUCGCCUUUUCGUACCUGAAGAGCUGGCCCGCUACCGCGGCGGCGCUGAAGACCCGGGCCUCUACUUGGCGUUGCUCGGCCGCGUCUACGAUGUGUCCUCCGGCCGGAGGCACUACGAGCCUGGGGCCCACUAUAGCGGCUUCGCAGGCCGAGAUGCAUCCAGAGCGUUUGUGACCGGGGACUACUCUGAAGCAGGCCUUGUGGAUGAUGUAUCUGACUUGUCCUUCUCUGAGAUGCUGACACUUCACAACUGGCUUUCAUUCUAUGAGAAGAAUUAUGUAUUUGUCGGGAAGGUGACAGGAAGGUUCUACAGAGAGGAUGGACUGCCUACCCCAGAACUGAUGCAGGUAGAAGCCAUGAUCACCAAAGGCUUGGAGGCAAAUAAACAGGAACUGAAAGAGAAGCAGAAGUUUCCACCGUGCAAUGCUGAGUGGAGCUCAACCAGGGGCAGCCGGUUCUGGUGCUCCCAAGAGAGCGGAGGUGUGAGCAGAGACUGGAUUGGUGUCCCCAGGAAGCUGUUUAAGCCAGGUGCCAAGGAGCCCCACUGCGUGUGUGUGAGAACAACUGGCCCCCCUAGUGACCAGAUGCCAGACGGCCCCCCGCACAGAAAUCGAGGGGACUUGGACCACCCCAGCUUAGGGGAAUACACAGGCUGCCCACCUCUAGCCAUCACCUGCUCCUUCCCACUCUAAGCAGGUGCCCUACAUGUUGAUAACACACAAAAAGGCCUGCCCAAAACUCGAAUAGGCCCUAGGAUGGCUCCUGGCAUGAAACAGGAGGGUC
This is a messenger RNA of Propithecus coquereli (Coquerel's sifaka), 941 nucleotides long. Its product is annotated as neuferricin. The transcript is spliced from 4 exons. NCBI's taxonomy places the organism in Eukaryota, Metazoa, Chordata, Mammalia, Primates, Indriidae. Bases 56 to 850 code for a protein of 264 amino acids. Gene Ontology annotation, cellular component: membrane; endomembrane system. The record is from RefSeq and is a predicted model, not a curated record.